Molecule: messenger RNA, 759 nt
Organism: Colletotrichum karsti
Lineage: Eukaryota; Fungi; Ascomycota; Sordariomycetes; Glomerellales; Glomerellaceae
Exons: 5
Coding region: 1-759 (252 amino acids)
Source: RefSeq, a predicted model, not a curated record
AUGACGGACGCCGAUACCGUCAGCGCCAACAAGGCACACUUUGACAAACUCGCCGCCGAGUACGACGCCAAAUAUGAAAAGACCAGUCUCCAGCUGGAGCGGGAGAUCCGGAACCGCAAGGACUUCAUCGGUGUAGAUUGGGCGGACGACGACGACGAUGAUGAUGACGAUGACAACGACAACGACGACACCGCCGAAACGGCUCCGGCUACCGACAGCAAGUCGGUGAGACUUCUCGACUACGCCUGUGGCACCGGCCUGAUAUCAAGGGCUCUCAUUCAGUACACGACGCACUGCGUCGGCAUCGACAUCUCGGAGAACAUGGUGGCGGCUUACAACGCCCGGGCCGAGAACCAAGGUCUCAGCGCCGACGAGAUGCGCGCGUACCAGGGCAACCUCACGGACCCGGCCGACCCGGAUCCGGCGGCUUUCUCGGGCGCCCGGUUCCGCGACUUCGACGUCGCCGGCGUGGGGCUCGGGUUCCACCACUUCGCGGACCCGGAGCUGUCGGCGAAGAGGCUGGUCGAGAGGCUGAGGCCCGGCGGGGUAUUCGUCAUUCUCGAUUUCUUGCCGCACGAAAAGAUGGACAACGGGCUGCCGGCCGCGAGUACGGUGAUGCACCACGGGUUCUCGGAGGAGAGGAUGCGUGCGAUUUUCGAGCAAGCCGGAGCAGUCAUGGGGGUGGGCAUGGUCACGAUCAUGGCCAUAGGGAUGGACAUAGCCAUGGUCACGGUCAUGCUGGGUCGAAGGAGGGCAUGA